UCUCUUUGGAUAAAUACUCUUUGAAACAUAAAAACCAAAGAUAAAUACUGCGCGCAAAGAGAAUUAUUAUAUAACUGCGCGUAUCAAGAAUAUAAAAAAAUGAGAGCAAAAUUCAAAAUGUGUUUUCUUUGAGUAAUAUUAUUUCCAAUAAAGUAAAUCGCUGAAAAAAUAAGAUAAUACUUUAGCAGUCUGCUGAGGAAUUAUAUGUCAAUGUACUAUAUCGAUCAUUUUUUGAAGACAAUAUGGACCAAAGCCAGAAACAAGCAGAACCGAAUGAAGACACAAAUGCAAGUUUUACCAAUAAAUCCACGUCGCUCGGCAGUCUCAUAGCUUGGAACAUAACUAAGGCACUAGAGAAGAGUUCACAGAUUGAUAUAAAGUGUGCAAUAAAAGCGGCACAGGCGCGGCUGGAGCGAGACGCGAGCGUGGUGAUCUCCCAGUGCCCCGAGGAGCGGCAUCUAGAGUGCGCGCUGCUCGCCUGGCAACAGCUCGGACACGCUCACGCAGACAGUCUAUACAAAUUUUAUGAAACGAAGAAAAGGGAUCAGGAACUCAAAGCUAAUGUUCAUGCUAAUAAAAUAAAUGAUUUUCUAAAGAUACUGGACUUCAAACCUACUGUAAAGAACAAAGAGAGUAAAGAUUUAAAACUAUCUAAAGCUACUGAUUCAGCCAGUUUUAAUUUAUACUCUGUGGGCCCUGUGUUAAAGUUGCCAAUUGAAACAAAAGUCAUUAUGAGAAUGGAAAAUUCUGGUAAUAUUCGUCAAUCAAGCAAAAAACCAAAAGCAGACGAAAAGAACAUUAUGAAUAAAAUAGACGCGAUAUGUUGUUUGGAUUCUGGGUGUAUUGAGCGGCUGAGUACCCUAGAUGCGACGACAAGCGAGCUGCGACUGCGAGCAGGCAAGCUUGCAAAACGGGAAGCGGAAAGAGCCGAGUUACUAGAGCGGGCCGAGGCGGCUUGGAAGAACUUAGAGUUAGGAUACCACAGACGACUCACGCUUGCCGAGGAGAAAGAAGAUGAUAUUUCCAAACAGAGCCAGAAAUUGAUUGAAGAACGAAACAGUUACAAAACUGUGUGCACCACGUUGGUCCAGCAACUCAAGGAACGAGGCGAGGCGGCGGAGAAAGAUCAAGUGAAGUUGUCAGAAGUAGAGAAAACUGUGUACGAUCGUGCCUGCGUGAGACUUCGCCUGAGCGAGCAGGUCGCUAAAGGGGAAUCUGCACUUGCUGAGCAACAUUGCCGAGGAGCACAGGCGGACAGAGAUUUACAGUUCAAAGAAGAGGAAGCACGUCGCAAGUUGCACAACAUGGAGAGCGAGCUGGAGUCGACGCGAGCACUGACGCACGACGCGGAGCGUGCGCUGCGCGCGGAACUAGGCGCUCUCAAGGAGCAGGUCGCGCGUGUUAGCCAACUGCUGCUGGCCGAAGACGCCGACACUGGACAAAUCAAGAAAGAGUUGGAAGAAUUGCAGCUAGAGAAAAUGGGUAUGGUAGAAGAUCUAGACGGCUGUAAGGUGAUGUGUGAAAACCGUAUGGAAGGCAAGAUGAACGAGUUGAAGGCAAAGAAGCAGCAGCUGAACGAGCUCAACGACAAGGUUAUCGAGUGUCGCUGCAACUUCCCUAUCGAUGCUACAGUAGAAGUAAAGCGCACGGCUUCCCUGGCAGCCUUGUGCCACUGCACACCUGAAGACAAAAAUUUGGAUUCUUGUUCGUGUACGUCCCUGAGGUCUCAACUUCUUUCAAAUCUAUUAGCUGAUUUGUUCGGAGGAUUGCUUACUGAGUUGGGUUGGACAGGAUCGCAGAUGCCGUGCCAACUUCUUAAAUGUCUUGAGGAUAGCCACAAUUGGGAUCGUUCUUCAGUUCUCAAAACGAAUUUGAGAAGUUUUUUUGCGCGAUUGCUUGUCGGAGAGUUGGAUAUCGCUAUUGCUACGUCUAUAGAAAAGUAUCACGCCAAGUGGGUUGGAGCAACGUGUGCCGACAUAACCAGAACAAUACCCAAUAUUCGUGAAUCAGACAGUAUAGCCUGGCAAGACUGUGCUAUGGAGCGUCGAGCACAAAAACUCGCCACCAAACUGGCCGAACAAUUGUUUAAAGACCGAGCUGACGAGCUUGCACAACGAGCCAAAGAUAUUGUCACAUCGGGUCCGCCGCCCUGCGAGUGUGGACCACAAUCAGCUGCGUACUCGUGCAUAGUGAAGCAGCCGACUAUAACGGCUGGUAACACAAAGGGUGGCGAAACUAUCUCACCCUAUUGGCGUCGCACGCAAAAUGAUGUUACCCAACUCAGACUACAAGUAGAGAGUCUAAAAAAGGAUGCCAUCAAAAAAGUUGAUUUGAAGACAAUGGAAGAGAAUAUUGCUAAACUUGUGGAACGUACUUCGGUACAAGAUAGUGUCAUUGCCUUAACUGCAGAUAGAACCGAAGAAGCAACUAUGAGUACAAAACCGUUGAAUUUGACCUGCAGUUCAACCAAAAGGAAAUCUUCAUUAAUUAAUGGCCCAAAGAAAGGAAACAAGAAGAUAUGUAACAUGACAUAUCAAACGGACAAGUCAGCGAAGUCCUUCAAUAAACUGAAGCAAACAUUCGCUGUUAAUUUGUGUCUUUGCGGUACACAAACUGCGGCCAAGAAAAUAGCACAAGACGAUAAACGACUUCCAGAGAGGAGUACAGUUCAAAACUAUGACAAAAAUUCAUUGCAGAAAAUCCCUUCCAAUAUUCCUUCUUCACAAAUACGUAAGGAACAAAAUCUUUUAAAUGUUCCUUUAACACAAAUACCUAGGCAACAAAAUUCUGCCAAUGCUCCCGUAUCACCAAUAUCUAAGCAAACACGUCCAUCAAAUGGUUCUUUGUCACAAAUACCUAGUAUUAUAAAGAAAACGAAACCAAUUAAUACACUCAAAGAAAUCAGCAAUGACAAACAAAGUAACACCUCUACGAAGAUUAUUUGUAAGAAAGAAUGUGUCUGUUUUCAUAACAAGCCAUCAAAUACAUCAAUUGAUAAACUUUUAGAAACUAUAGCUAAAUGGAAAAGUGAUCUAACCGUUUCGUCAACUAAUCAAGGAAAAAAAUAUAAAAUGGACCAAUAUGUCAUGCCAAGUGAAAAGAGUAUAAAGGUUAAAAAAAGCAGUAGAGUAAGUUAUGAAUUUGACGAAGAAGCAGAAAAACAAAUAAUAAAAAGUAUCGAGAAACGUCACUCUACGGAUAAUCAAGGAUACAUCAAGGAUACAGAAGUUCAACAAGUUGUACCAAGAACCACAGAGUCUGAAUAUAUAGGAGCGGUAAAUUUAGACAAAAGUAACGAAAGUCUUUGUAAAUGUGAUGAUAAGGACGAUAAAAAAAAGGAUUGUGAUACUGGUACACCUCAUAAAUGCAUCACUAGUAAAAAAUGUUGCUGUAAGAAAUCCUCUACAAAAUCAGAUAUACCAUCUGAAAAACCUUUGCCAAUAGACGAGAAACUGAUGGGAAAUGAUGAUCGAAAACUACUACAGAAUAAUUCAUCCACUAAAAUGGGAAUUAAAACGAAAGAUUUAUUUUCAUGUGAUUGUGAUAUUACGUUAUUGGGUGUUACCCUUGCUGAUAAAAAAUCUAAUAAAAGACAAAAAAUACACACAAAUUACAGUGGCUGUAAUGAUGAUGAUGACUACGACACAGAUAAUGAUUUUAAUCGAAUGAAUAAGUUUAAUUACAAUAAGAUGAAAAGAAAGGGAAGGAAGGGCAGAAAGGCUAGAAGAAAUCAUUGCGAUGAUUGUUCGAUAUCUUGUAAUAUACCUCCUACUUGCCAAUGUCAAGACAAUGUUGAAAUUAAAGAUUUUAUUACUGAUUUUUGCAACAAACCGAAAGAUGUCUUCAUCCUAAGUGUUGAUAAGGGAAUCGAUGUUAAUGAUACAUUUGAAGGUGAAUCAAAGGAUGAUAACAUCAUGAAAGGUGAACUAAAAGUAGAAGAUUGUAUUUGUUGCAACCUGACCGAUGUAGUUGAAACUAAAAAUUUAGAAGAAAAUACGUUUCACCUAUUGGAGGAACAUUUAAAAGAGAAAUUAAAUGAUUUUAAGAGAACUUCUUGCAAAUCGUCAUGUAUACCACUAGAAGACGAAAAAAAACUCUUUUCAACACUCAUUUAUAGGGUUAAACAAAUAAUUUUAGACACGACAAAUAAUGUUUCUUGUAGGUGUUCCUCAAAACCUCCAAUGGAAGGAAGCUGGAAUAGGGCUUAUAGCUUAUUGCAAGAAUACUUAAAGGCGAAAAUACAACGACUUCAAUGUCAAUGUACAACGAAAGAACAUCCGCCUCCGAUUGAAAAUAUUUUGGAUAGAGUUAGUAAAUUAAUUGAACACGAUUUUGAACGUUUAAAUAUUUGUAAAUGCAAUAUUAUGGAUCAAACACAUGGUAUAAAUGUUUCCGGACAGAUUUUAUGGGAAGAGGAAACUCCUGUAAAAGAUUUAUGCAAACCUCAAGCAAAUGGUUAUUUAGUUAAUGAUGAAACACAACAUUCAUACGGCUCUGAGGGAGGUACAAUUGGUAAACCUGAACAGGAUUCCCUAAAAUCCAUAAUGGUUACAGAAAAUAUGUCAUCUCAAGUUCCUUUAAAUUUAGGCAUGGAAACAAAAUCUUGUAAUGUUUUUGAAAAAACUUCCGUAAAUAUUCAGACAAGUGAGAUAAAAAAGAUAAGCGCAUAUAACGAGUCCGAGGCGAUAGUAACCAAAUCCCAUCAUGAUUGCUGUUGUGACAUUCCCCAGAAACAAUAUGUGCCUGCAUUUGGGUUCGGCACGACUGAAGUAUUAGUAAAUCAAUUCACAAAAGUAGCAAAAGGACUUGAUGUAAAUAGAUUUCCGAAAAACAUAAUACAUUAUAGGUCAUAUAGUUAUCCAGGUUUAGAUCCACAACGUUGCACGGCUACAGCUACGGAAAAUAAUAAGAAUGCAAAAACUAAUAAUGGAACUAAUACAUGCAAUGAUGAUAAUUGUAAUGCUAGUAAAAUAACAAAUUUUCCAUAUGUUGGAUACACAGUAGAUUGUUCUUGUGACAGAAAUAUAGGUUCUUGUGUUUGUAUGAAAUCUGUUGUUCAAGCAAAUAACGAUAAGAUUGUUGACAUGUGGAAAACAUAUAUAGAUUAUAAUAAAACACAAUUAAAAAACGUAUCUUAUAUCAUGAAAAGUACAGGCCUAAAGCCGAUUACUAUAAUUGAUCGAGUUACAGAAGAAUCGCAUAGAGAAACAAUCGAGAGUACAGAAUAUAAAAAGCAUGAAUUUUGCGAAGUAAAAUUAAGUACGUGUGGCGAUGAGGACAUCACUUUAAAGAAAUCUCGGAGAAAUAUUGACGUUCACAGCGCAGCUUGUGCUUUAACAGAAAGUUUUAAUGUAGAUUCAAAUUGUUUAGAGGGCAAAGAUUCGUUAGAUUGGUGUGAAUGUUCUUCUAGACCUGUAAACGUGUCUAAUACUGCAUAUGGCAAUACAGUAUGUUCUCCGUCGUCCUCGGAUAUGUUUGAAAGAGACCUUGGUGACGAUGUGGCCUUAGCUCAAUUACCCAGGAAUUGUAACUGUGAUGUCGUGCCCAUAUGUCACGUAAAGAUGUUAGUUGAAAGUAUAGAAAACAAAUUAAUACAAUCUCAUUGUACAUGUGACUCGCUUGUGUCGGUUGUAUGUCCUAUCCAUUCUUCUGGAUUAUUGUAAUUGAAUUAGAAAUUUUAUUAUUUUGUUUUUUUAAUUAUAUGGAAACUUUCAGCGAUUUAUUGAAUUUCGUACACUUUAAUAUUGCAAUAAAAUCAUCAAAAUACUCUUUAAAUUAUAUAUGCGCUUUUAUAUUUU
This is a messenger RNA of Manduca sexta (tobacco hornworm), 5798 nucleotides long. RefSeq lists its product as uncharacterized. The record is from RefSeq and is a predicted model, not a curated record. NCBI's taxonomy places the organism in Eukaryota, Metazoa, Arthropoda, Insecta, Lepidoptera, Sphingidae.